GAUCUGUUGCCUGGCCCUUGUCUUCUGUUGUUACAUUUGGUGUCGCUGCCUACCGACAAAUGAAAAGCCUAUACCCUGCAGUUUUUGAUGGAGACAUAUGGAUCUUCGGGCAGGACUUCAAGGCUUCUGCGCAGUUGAGUGGCGUUCAAGAUCUGUCAGCGAUGGAGCUGCUACUUGGGACGCUGCUGGGAGGUCGGGUGAAAGCAGCAUAUGAAAGUGUGAGCCGAAGUAUGGACGAAUGUUCGACAGGGUCAGGCAAACAGUUUCCAAAGUGGGAAGGACCAUAUAUGGUCACUUCGAGAUGGGGUUACGCAGACACAGUCGCAAUGGCGAACAAUGAGAGGUGCGUGAACGUCAGCGAGCUCCAGAAAUGGAUACAGCGAGACAAGCCAACGAUGACGCCUGCACCAAGUAGAUCAAGCCGACUUCAGUCGCACGUAUUUGACGGGGGGACGAGUGUGGUGAGAGCAGGCUGCUAGCCGAUUGGUUGGCACUAAUCUGCGUUAAGGUCUAGGUCACUAAUAUGGGCCGUGAGAAAAUAUGAACAAGCCUGAGUCAACAACCAAUCACAGCAAAGUUAACGUGGCAGAAUACGAUUCGCAGAGAGAACUCUAUUUAUCAAGGAAUCCCGAAACAACCAAUCAGAAGCCUGCGUUUGUCUACCUAAACAACCAAUCAGAUGACUGCGCUUGUCUAUAAUAAUGUUGUCUGAAAUAUGUAUAAAUACGUGUUGAUUUUCAUAAUAAAACGAUCUGUUGCCUGGCCCUUGUCUUCUGUUGUUACACU
Trichobilharzia regenti is the source of this 786-nucleotide messenger RNA. The record is from the annotation of a GenBank genome assembly. Lineage: Eukaryota; Metazoa; Platyhelminthes; Trematoda; Strigeidida; Schistosomatidae.